Molecule: messenger RNA, 2991 nt
Organism: Macadamia integrifolia
Lineage: Eukaryota; Viridiplantae; Streptophyta; Magnoliopsida; Proteales; Proteaceae
Product: protein ANTI-SILENCING 1
Exons: 13
Coding region: 641-2473 (610 amino acids)
Molecular function (GO): RNA binding; chromatin binding
Source: RefSeq, a predicted model, not a curated record
GAGCCAGACCUAAGCUGAGUUUAGUUUCCGUAUCAUGCCAUCUUUGAGGGCCCCUCGUUGCCAAGCCUAGCCAUCUCACCUUCAUAUAUCAUGAACCCUAGCUGUGAGACUAUCGUACGCUUUCGGCUCACUAUAGAAUAAGCCCGUUAUUGCCGUUAGAACCCUUUGAUUUUCUUCGAAGUUCUACAUGUAAUGCCCCUAUCUGAUUCUGUUCAUUCAAUACCCUUUCUCCAAAAUCUUCGAGUCCAUUUACCCUAGUUGAACCAGUCCUGCUUUGCUACUAUAAUUCCUUUUCUGUUAACAGCAGCUAUUCUCUUUUAUACUCCAUUCGUAUACUCCUUUAACAAACAACCUAGGGUUUGGUAAUGCUUGAAGACCGGAGACGGUUGCUCGGAAGCUGAAGGGAAGAAUAGUUUGAGAGGUUCCAGAAUGUUCUGAUAGGGGAAAUGGUUAACACACUUAGUUAGGUUUUUUUCCCACUAACCCCCACCCCAUCUGGCGAAAUGGGAGAUGAGUUAUGACCAAACAAGAAUGUGGUUGGCGGUAGGACUUUCUCUUCAACGCUUUCUUGAGAUGACCUUAUCUCUGAGGUGCUUCGUAUUAUUAAAGGCCUUAAAGUAUAGACGUUCAGCCUAGAGGUAUGCCAGCUAUGUCUCGAGCAGAAGAAGCAGUUAAUCAGGAGGUUUGUGACUUUAAGUGGGGUAAAAAACGAGGGCGCGGAGGGAAAAAGAAAGAGGUCCAAUUCUAUGAAUCCUUUACAUAUGAUCGUGUGGAAUACUCUCUCUAUGACUGUGUGUAUCUACUACCAGAAGAUGAGACUGAACCCUACAUUGGUAAACUCAUAAAAAUGUGGGAGCAACCAAAAAAUGAAAAGAAUAAGCAGCCAAAAAUCGAGAAGAGAGUGAAGAUCUUAUGGUUUUUCCGGCCCAUGGAGAUUCAGAAUUGGCUUGGAGAUGUUUUGCCACUUGAGAAUGAACUAUUUUUGGCAUCUGGUGAAGGUGUAGGCCUUGCAAAUGUCAAUGAUUUGGAAGCAAUUGCUGGCAAAUGCAAUGUCGUUUGCAUAUCUAAGGACCCUCGGAACCCACGACCUUCAGAGGAAGAGCUCAGUAUGGCCGACUAUGUUUUCUAUCGCACAUUUGAUGUUGGAAAAUGUACAAUAUCACAUAAUAUAGAUGAUAAAGUGGCUGGAAUAGAAGUGAUGUUCAUCUUUAACCAAAAAGAGUUUAAAAAGACAAGCGGAAUUCCUGAACCUGAUGUGGACAGCAAAGAAGAAAAAGCGAGAGUGCUAGCAAUUAAUGAAGCACCACGAUCUUUGGAAACUUCACCCGGAGAAAGAUCAAUUUCUGGUAUUGGUGUAGAGAUGAGAAAUACAGCGACUGCUCUUGAUAAACAGGGACCUGUUUAUGUGAAGAACAGACCAAAGCCUGCGUCUGAUUCUGAGAAGGUUGACGAUAAAUCUGGCAAGAUACCCACCAGUAAAGUUGAAGAAAAGGGAAAACUGAAGUCGGCGAAAGAUUCAGAUACAUCGGAUGAUAGACCUGCUAAAAAAGCAAGGCUAGACAGCUCAGUUAAGUCAUCUGAGGAACUACAGCCUAAUAUCUCGUCUUCAUCGGCACUGGAGAAGGAUAAGAGUGGGAAUGUUGUACAUAAACUAAGAAGAGAUUCUAAUGAGGAUGACAUGAAGGCUGCUGUGACAAAUGGCAGGGGUUCUGAAGAUAAAAGAAAAUCUAAACCUGUCGAGGAUUCUCAUGGACAUGAAAAGGUCGUUCGUAAGAAGGUCAAGCCUGAUGAAAAGGAGUCCAGGCUUUCUAACGGAACCUUGCCUAAAGCAGCCGCUACUCAUACUCGAGAGAAGGACAUAAAAACUGAUGUCCAGGUAUCGGAAUCAAUCAGAAAGCCAGAUGCUGACAGAAGCAAAUGGUUCAAGGGACUUCCAUGGGAGGAAAGAAUGCAGACUGCGCAUGAGCAAGGAACUCUUGUCCUGCUUUCAAAUCUGUAUCCAGGAUACAGUUCAGCCGAUGUAGAGGAAAUAGUUUGGGAAGGUUUUAGGGAAAAAUGCUCGGCAAAGAUGGUACAGCGCACUGCUACGUCUAGCCCCCAUUGUGGUCAAGCUUUUGUUAUUUUCAGGACAAGGGAAGCAGCAGAGACGGCUAUGAGAAAAUUAGAUGAAGGAUGUUUUUUGCUACCAAAUGGGAGCCCUCUAGUUGGCAGCAGAGUAACUCCUCUCAUGCCAGGGACGCCAUGCACAUUUUAUGGUCAUAUCUUCAUUGAAAAACUUAGACCUCAAAUGCAGAGGGAGGAAAUGAAGCGAGCAGUAUCGACAUCGCACUAUUCUCAGCCCAACACAAUUGAAUAUGAUAUGGCCAUGGAAUGGAGAUUGCUGCAAGCAAGAUCCGAAAACUGGUGGAAGGCUUUGUAUAAGCGGCAUGGGGAUGAGCUGAAGAAGCUUAAGGGCAACCUCAAGUCCAAGUGAGCAGCAGCUGCAGCAUGCUGAUGACGCAUUUGCACCUCCAUUGAAGAGUGCAAGCAGAUUUUUUAAGAUUUUCACUUCAUCAUCACUCGAAGAAAUUACAGCUUGCCUUAAUAUGUGGUUCUGUUAGAAGCUCCAAGAGAAGGUACAGUAUCCAGUGAGGAAAGACAACUACAUUUCUGUCUUAUGUGAUGUCGGAAACAAAGGGAGCAAAGUAAAAUGAGAAUCACAGUUGUUUCAACUAUAAGGUUUCUGUAUGGCAGAUUUUUGUGCUCCAGAACUUCGACAUGUUUGCUGCUGAGGGAAUUAUUUGUUCCGAGCAUUCUUCAUGGAAAAAGAUUGGAAAGAAUCAUGGCCACAAUUCUUUUUGAUCAGGAAAAAAAAUUGGAUAGGGUGUACGCAUUUUUGUAUCUUGUACCAUAUGUGGACGCUCCCAAGGGAACUUUGGUUUGUAUAUUGAUUACUGUUAACUUGUGCAGCUUAGUUUAAUGAGGAUUGGACUUACCAUCAUUCUGUCAAAA